AUGGCUGAACUCGUCCCUGUCCCGCAGCCUCGGGGGCUUCCCCUCAUUGGCAAUCUUGGCGAGUUCACCACCAGCCCCAUGGCCGACUUGAACCGGCUUGCCGACAUCUAUGGUCCCAUCUACCGAGUGCAAUUGGGCUCCAACUCCCCAAUUUUCGUCUCAUCAAAUGCUCUCGUCAGUGAGAUCUGCGACGAGAAGCGCUUUCACAAGACUUUGAAGACAGUUCUCGGUGUUGUCAGAGAAGGUGUCCACGACGGUCUCUUCACGGCCUACGAUGAUGAACCCAACUGGGGCAAGGCUCAUCGCAUUCUCGUCCCUGCCUUUGGCCCUCUCUCCAUCCGCGGCAUGUUUGGGGAUAUGCACGACAUUGCCACCCAGAUGUGCAUGAAAUUCGCCCGCCAUGGCCCCAACACCCCUAUCCACGUUGCCGACGACUUCACUCGCCUUGCCCUCGACACUCUUGCGCUAUGUGCCAUGGACUUCCGUUUCAAUUCAUACUACCGCGAGGACAUGCACCCCUUCGUCGCAGCCAUGGGCGAUUUCCUCACAGAGUGUGGCAACAGACAAAGGCGCCCUGCCUUUGCUCCCAACUUCCUCUUCCGCACCGCCAACGACAAGUUCGACGCCGAUAUUGCAACCAUGAAGAAGACAGCCGAUGAGGUGGUUGAAUCCAGAAAGAAGAACCCAAGCGACAGGAAGGACCUGCUGGCAGCUAUGCUCAACGGUGUCGAUCCGCAGACUGGCGAGAAGCUUUCAGACGCGAACAUCACAAACCAGCUCAUCACCUUUUUGAUUGCGGGACACGAGACCACAUCGGGGAUGCUGUCGUUUACCUUCUACCUCUUGCUCAAGCACCCAUCAGAGUACCAGAAAGUCCAAGAAGAAGUAGAUCAAGUGUUGGGUCGAGAUGCCAUCACGAUUGAACAUAUUGGCAAGCUUUCAUACAUUGCUGCUGUUCUUCGCGAGGCUCUCCGGCUCCGCUCUACCAUUGGGGCAUUCAGCGUUGAGGCCAACGAGGAUACAGUCCUUGGCGGGAAAUAUUUCAUUCACAAGGGAGAGGUCGUCAGCGCCCUCAUCAGCAAGGCUCAUCUCGAUCCUGUCGUCUACGGCGAGGAUGCGAAUGAGUUCAAGCCCGAGCGCAUGAAUGAUGAAAACUUCGCCCGUCUCAACGAAGAGUUCCCCAACUGCUGGAAGCCAUUUGGCAAUGGAAAGAGAGGUUGUAUCGGUCGCCCAUUUGCCUGGCAAGAAGCUAUUCUCGCCAUGGCCAUGCUCUUCCAGAAUUUCAACUUCACCAUGGACGAUCCCAACUACCAGUUGCAGAUCAAAGAGACCCUGACACUCAAGCCCGACAACUUUUGCAUGCGGGCAACCCUUCGCCAUGACAUGACGGCCACCGAGUUGGAGCAAAGCCUCGCCGGCAAGGCUCCCACGCCCGGCCAAAAGUCCACCAAGAAGCCCACCGUCGAGGCUAAGACGCAGCCCACCACCGGGAAGCCUCUGGCUGUUUACUACGGUUCAAACAGCGGAACUUGCGAGGCACUGGCACAACGACUGGCAACAGAUGCACCCACGCACGGGUUCAGCGCCACUACUGUUAGGCCCCUUGACGAGGCGAAGCAAAACUUGCCGCGGGAUCACCCCGUAGUCAUUGUGACCGCCUCGUACGAGGGUCAGGCACCAUCCAACGCCGCUCACUUCGUCAACUGGAUGGAGAAUCUCAAGGGCAGCGAGAUGGACAACGUAUCCUACGCGGUCUUCGGGUGCGGACACCACGACUGGACCCAGACUUUCCACCGCAUCCCCAAGCUGGUGGACGCAACACUGGAGAAGCUAGGCGGCACUCGCAUUGUAGCCAUGGGCACCGCCGACGCAGCCAUCAGCGACAUGUUUAGCGACUUCGAAACCUGGGAGGACGAGACUUUGUGGCCUGCCUUGAAGGAGAAGUACGGCACGAGCGCGGCUGGCGAUAUGGCCGGUGUGCAGGCUCUCAGCGUCGAAGUGACGACCCCACGAAAAGCAACCCUCCGGCAAGACGUCGAGGAGGCUCUCGUCGUCUCGACCAAAACUCUUACUUCAUCUGGACCUCCGAAGAAGCACAUCGAGAUCCAGCUGCCCACAGGCAUGUCGUACAAGGCCGGUGACUACCUCGCAAUCCUACCCAUGAACCCCAAUGCCACCGUUGCCCGCGUCUUCCGGCGCUUCCAGCUGGCCUGGGAUGCUGCGUUCAAGAUUCACUCGGACCGACCUACGACUCUCCCGACUGACACCCCCGUCUCUGCGCGAGAUGUGCUGGGCGCAUACGUGGAGCUGUCGCAGCCGGCCACGAAACGUAACAUUUUGGCCGUGGCAGAGACAACGGAUAACAAGGCUAUUAUCCAGGAACUCGAGAAACUAGCUGGAGACGACUAUCAGGACAAGAUUGUCGCUAAGCGAGUCUCUGUCCUUGAGCUGCUUGAGGAGUAUCCCUCUGUCCCCUUCCCCAUCAGCUCGUAUCUGGCCAUGCUACCCCCUAUGAGGGUUCGACAAUAUUCCAUCUCCUCUUCCCCCCUGGCCGACCCUACGAAACUGACACUUACCUACUCCCUACUCGAUGCCCCGUCGCUGUCCGGUCAGGGCCGUCACGUUGGUGUUGCAACCAGCUUCCUCUCCGAGCUCUCGGCAGGCGAGAAACUCCACGUUUCCGUCCGCCCGUCCAGCGCGGCAUUCCACCUCCCCCGCGACGCCGAAAACACGCCCAUCAUUUGCAUCGCCGCCGGUAGUGGCCUCGCGCCUUUCCGAGGUUUCGUCCAGGAACGCGCCGCCAUGCUCGCUGCGGGCCGCGACCUAGCCCCCGCCUUGAUCUUCUUCGGGUGCCGCGACCCCGACGUUGACGACCUCUACGCCUUGGAGUUUGCCCGGUGGGAGAAGAUGGGUGCCGUGGAGGUGCGGCGGGCGUACUCCCGAGCGACUGACAAGUCGGAGGGAUGCAAGUACGUGCAGGACCGACUCUUCCAUGAUCGCAAGGACGUCUUUCCCCUCUGGGACCGCGGCGCCAAGGCAUAUAUCUGCGGAAGCCGCGAUGUCGGCAGGGCCAUCGAGGAUGUUUGCAUUCGUCUCGCCGUGGAGUGGAGCAAGGACAUGGGGAAGGAUACUACCGAAGACGAGGCGAGGGAAUGGUUUGAGAAGCACCGACAUGAACGGUUCGCGACGGAUGUGUUUGAUUAA
Ilyonectria robusta is the source of this 3204-nucleotide messenger RNA. Its product is annotated as cytochrome P450. The record is from RefSeq and is a predicted model, not a curated record. The transcript is spliced from 6 exons. Gene Ontology annotation, cellular component: cytosol. Lineage: Eukaryota; Fungi; Ascomycota; Sordariomycetes; Hypocreales; Nectriaceae. Gene Ontology annotation, molecular function: iron ion binding; heme binding; FMN binding. The coding region runs from base 1 to 3204 and encodes 1067 amino acids.